UAUGUUGAUAGUUUGAUUUUUAAAUGUAACGUUAAAAUCAGUUAACAUGUAUUUUCUAUUUUACCUUUUUUAAUUUAUUUAAAUAGUAAAGAAUGGUUUAAAUAUUCUCUCUUCUGUUGAAUAAUAAUUUUUGAAUCGUUAUUGUUAAUAAUAUUAUUGUUAUACCCAGUGGUGCUUGUUGUGAAAAAAGAGAGAGAGAUAAUAAUAAAAUUGCAUAUAACCUCUAAAUAUUCUUAUUAAGAAAAGUAUGGAAACAAUGGAAACAAAUACAGGAUCAUUGAGAACUCCUGAAGAAUUAAGUGAAUUAUUUCAAUUGGCAAAAUUAAAUGAAUUGGAUUUAAGCAAUGUGACGCAAAUUUUAUAUUCAGAGAAAGCAAAUGACUUUUCAGAUAUUAAAUUAAUUGAAUUGGAUAAAGAAUUGUUGAAUGCAAUAGAAGUAGGUGAUAGUUUGUCAUUUCGGGGUGAAAAGGAUGAUUCAGUCGUUUUAUGUACAAAAAAUAAAACGUACGAUGUGAGGGACGCCGAAACAUCAAAUGCUGUAAUUCUUGUACCAAAUUUAAAAUUUCACUCGGAUUUAAAUAAUUCUUUGAAUGAAAAUAAAUCCAUAGUGCCGAGUGAAGUUCAUGGAAUAUUUCACUCCUAUCUCGAAGUGCGACAAUGUAAACCUAGAUUUAGUAAAAUUCCCGUAAUAUUAGGGCCAACUACUUUCAAUGGAACGGAAUAUGAAAAACGUGUUAAUCAAAGAGAAUUGUACGAUUGGAAUAAACUUCGAUCUCAUAUUCAAGCUAGUGAUGAAGAAUUGAUUAAUGCUCUCUCACAACAUUCAGUUGUAAAUAUAAAUGGACAUUAUCGAAUGGUGUCGUUUGAAUAUGAAACACGUGCCUUGACAAAUAUGUUAGAAUUUGUCGAUGAGAAUUCAAUGAAUGAAGAUGAAAUUGAUAGAGAAGCAACUUUAGAUGCCUUACGUGAAUUAAUUCCCGAAUCAGUAUUUCAUGCAAUUUUUGAAAAGUACACUGAGCCUAGUGGAAAAUUGAAAAAAACCGGUGAACUUUUAUACAGAUAUAUUGAGGAAAAAGUUUGUAGACUUCUAGCUCAAGUUUUGCUCACAGCGUCGCCAGUUACUGAAUAUUCUGGAUUUAUGGAGGCUUGGAGUAUCGGAACACCCGAUGGAAUGAAAUCAGAGGAAAAAUAUUUAUAUGGAAUAGCAAUUGUUAAAUGGAACCGUGAGAAAAAUAGAAAAGAAAUUAUUUCUUAUCCAGAAUCGAAUUUGCCUGAUAAUAUUGAAAAGAGAAUUGAGGAACUUUUUAAAGUCAAGGAAAAGUGGACAAUUGAUGAAAUAUCGCCUUACAUUAUAAAUUUAGCGACCGAGAAAUUGAAUGUGAACGCUCUUUUGACAAAAUACGCGAGAUUAUCAAACAAAAACGGUGUGAGAUUUUACAGUUCAAAACAUGGAAAAUAGGAGAAUAAAUUUUAAUUGACA
Leptopilina heterotoma is the source of this 1480-nucleotide messenger RNA. Its product is annotated as sister chromatid cohesion protein DCC1. The coding region runs from base 248 to 1459 and encodes 403 amino acids. The transcript has 8 exons. The record is from RefSeq and is a predicted model, not a curated record. Gene Ontology annotation, cellular component: nucleus; chromatin; chromosome, centromeric region. Lineage: Eukaryota; Metazoa; Arthropoda; Insecta; Hymenoptera; Figitidae. Gene Ontology annotation, biological process: mitotic sister chromatid cohesion; maintenance of mitotic sister chromatid cohesion.